AGACUGCAAAUGGAAUAAUUAGCAUAUCAUGAGUGGAUUUCAAGGGCCUUGAAUCCCACAAAUUUUUGGCUUUUGUCUCUUUUAUUGGAAACAUUUUUGGAGCAUUUCCAAUCAACACAUAAUUUUGCUGUAUGUGGCUCAAGUUAACCAUUUUUCACUACGCACUCAAUUCUAUCCGUGCACUCCAGUAUAAAGGCAGUCCCACGAUAAGAAUUCGGGCCAGUACAUCGGUGUAGAGUUCUGCAAUAGCACAUUGAGGAAUCCAACUCUGGUGCACUUCGGUAAUAAAUGACGAGUACCUGUGAAAUCAACAAGUUUAUAAAUUUCUCAGUUGCGUGUCGUGAUGAUUGUGUCUAGUUUUCGCGCGGGAAAAAUGCUUUGGCCAAUUUGUCGCAGUAUUCUUGUUUUGUGUCUAUCUCUUGUGGAAUUUCCUCCGGCAAGUGGCUUCAUCAGAAUCUACUGGAACGUGCCAACUUUCAUGUGCUCAAAAUAUGGAAUUCAAUUCAAUGAUGUGGAGAAGGAGUAUGGUGUGAUCCAGAAUGUGAAUGACACUUUUCGCGGAAAUGAAAUUUCGAUUCUCUACGACCCGGGAAACUUUCCAGCGUUGUUGGAAAAUUCGUCGUCAGGGCGAUUGGUGAAGCGUAACGGUGGUGUUCCGCAAGAAGGCAGCCUCACUGAGCAUUUGAACAUCUUCAGUAAGCACUUGGAUGAGUUGAUUCCCAAUAAGGACUAUGAAGGUCUUGCUGUUAUUGACUUUGAAUCGUGGCGACCGGUUUUCCGGCAAAAUUUUGGAACUCUACAGCCGUAUAGGAAUCUAUCAAUUCGCAUUGAGCGGGAAAAACAUCGUAAUUGGUCACAUCGUGAAAUUGUGAAAGAGGCAGCUAAAGUUUUUGAGAAUGCCGGGAGGAAAUUCAUGGAACAAACAAUAAAAAGAGCUAAAGCUGCUCGACCAAAAGCUCUUUGGGGUUACUAUGCAUUCCCCUAUUGUUUCAAUGGAAACUCGCGAGAUCCUCUAUCCUGUUCUAAUGAGGUGCAACAGGAGAACAAUAGAAUAAUGUGGCUCUUUGAUAGUUCGGACAUAAUUUUGCCCUCAGUAUAUCUUACAGAGGCGUGGGCGCCUAAUAUGCGAAAGAGCAUCAUAAAGGGUCGGGUAGGAGAGGCAAAUCGUGUUGCAAGGGCUACCCGUAAGCGGCCCCGACCUCAUGUGCUAACAUACAUUCGUUAUGCCUACACAGACACCUUGAACUUCCUCAGCCAGGCUGACUUGUAUGACGCAUUCUCUGUGAUGGAUCAGAAGAAGUCGGAUGGUAUACUUUGGGGAAGUUCUUUUGACCUCAAUUCAAGCGUCAAGUGUCAACGCUUCAGAAAAUAUCUCGAAGAUCAAUUGGGUCCCAUUCUUCGGCUCUUUACAAAACCAAAGUAUUCAGUUCAGGGAGUCAUUCAUCAACAAUGGCAUUGACUGGGGAGCAUGAACGGAUAGGGAGAGCCUGUAAAAAAUUCCACCAUUGGAACGUGAACUCUGUCGGUGUAUUAAAUUAAAUUUCAUUUCACAUACAAACAAUUGUACAAUCUCCACAUACAUCAUUUCUCACCCACUCGAUAUGUGAUUUUACAAAUUUCACAAUAUAUUCAAGAGCUUACUCCACAUAAAACAUCUUGAGACAUUUUGCCACUCCAUAGAUUAAUAUUAUUUUAAGGAAAGAAUAAAUAUCCCAUGAUUGAAUUGGCUUGUUAUAUCGAUUAUAUUGGUAUUGGAAUC
This is a messenger RNA of Phlebotomus papatasi, 1759 nucleotides long. Its product is annotated as hyaluronidase Tab y 2.0101-like. The record is from RefSeq and is a predicted model, not a curated record. Gene Ontology annotation, biological process: hyaluronan catabolic process; carbohydrate metabolic process; defense response. Bases 344 to 1459 code for a protein of 371 amino acids. NCBI's taxonomy places the organism in Eukaryota, Metazoa, Arthropoda, Insecta, Diptera, Psychodidae. Gene Ontology annotation, molecular function: hyalurononglucosaminidase activity. The transcript has 8 exons.